Molecule: messenger RNA, 396 nt
Organism: Linum tenue
Lineage: Eukaryota; Viridiplantae; Streptophyta; Magnoliopsida; Malpighiales; Linaceae
Source: the annotation of a GenBank genome assembly
AUGUCAUCCAAAUCCUCUGCUCCCACACUGCAAGUUUCAGAACUCUGCAAGGUAGCUCCGGCUACCGACUCGUCGGAAUCCGCCACACAAUUCACCCUCCCGCUAACCUACCUCGACACCACUUGGUUCAGAUUCCCACCAGUCGAGUUGAUCUACUUGUACAAACCCACCGCUUCCUCGAUCCCCAUCCAUUCCUUCUACUCCCUACUUCUCUCCAAACUCAAGCGGUCUCUCUCCCUAACACUCGCCCAAUUCCUCACCCUCGCCGGCCAACUCCAAUGGUCGCCCCCAAUCACCCACCCCUGUCGUAAUCUACAGUCCAGAAGAUGGAGUCUCCAUCACGGUGGCCGAAUCAACAACCGAUUUGGAUCGAUUGACCGAGCACGCAAAUCGUGA